CGCUAGGUGGGUGACUCAAAGCGGUGUGCUCGUCAUGCUUCGACAUGUCAAGGGAGGUGAAAGACAGAAUGGCAGAGAAUUGUGAGAGAAUGUCAGAAUGGCAUAGAACUGGUUCCCAAAUAAAUACGUUGGACAAUGAGAAACUUGUACGACCAAAAGAGAAACUGCACAUCUUAUUACAGCAGGCAGGUGCAGACAAAGACGUUUUCACCAUGAAAGAGGUGAUAUUCUACCUGGGGCAGUACAUCAUGAAGAAGCAGCUUUAUGACAUGAAGCAGCAACACCUAGUGCACUGUGCUGACGACCCACUGGGGGCUGUACUGGGAGUGGACAGCUUCUCUGUUAAAGAGCCACGCUGCUCACGUCUCCUCUGUUCUAUUCCAGCGGGUACAUCAUCGACACAAGAGGAGGACGGCUGUGAGCCCAGGAAGAGGCAUAGGUCAGACAGCUUUUCUCUACCCUUUGAUGACAGCAUGUCCUGGUGUGUGAUAGGAGGCCUGAGACGAGACCGGAGGAGCACUGAGUCUUCAGACUCCCACAGUAACACUGAAGUAGGUUCAUCGGUCAGUGACGUGUGUGACGAUGUUCUGAGCCAGGAUCUGGACUCUGAUAACUUCAGCGUGGAGUUUGAGGUGGAGUCCAUUGACUCGGAUGCCUACAGCGAUCCCGAAGAGGCUUCAGUGUCUGGAGAGGACGAGGUGUAUGAAGUCACCAUCUUUGAAGCAGAGGAGGAGGACUCGUUCGAUGACGACACUGAAAUCACGAAAGCAGUAUGUUUCAUAUUAUCCAUAAUAAUAAUAAUAAAAUCUCACCAACACAAGGAUACCACAGCUACCAAUGUUCUGGUUGGUUAGUGUCUGUUGCCUAAU
This is a messenger RNA of Coregonus clupeaformis (lake whitefish), 869 nucleotides long. RefSeq names its product E3 ubiquitin-protein ligase Mdm2-like. NCBI's taxonomy places the organism in Eukaryota, Metazoa, Chordata, Actinopteri, Salmoniformes, Salmonidae. Gene Ontology annotation, cellular component: nucleus. The transcript is spliced from 7 exons. Gene Ontology annotation, molecular function: ubiquitin protein ligase activity. The record is from RefSeq and is a predicted model, not a curated record. Gene Ontology annotation, biological process: negative regulation of apoptotic process; regulation of cell cycle. The coding region runs from base 45 to 854 and encodes 269 amino acids.